AGUCAGGUGUCCCAAUACUUUUUUCCAUAUAGCAUAACUUACACCUUCAUUUAUUUUUUCUUUCCAAAUACUGAUUGAUUGCAAGUAAAAAUUUUGCGAGAUGUUCAGAGAAGAAAGAGGCAGCGCCAUCUGCAUUAGACUCCCAUAGAAUAGAAUAGAAUAAAAUAAAAUAGAAUAGAAUAAAAUAGAUUGACCACAUUUGUUUAAUUGUUUCUCAGUUAUUGCCACAAUUUUGAUAUAAAUGUAGGUUAUAAUUGUCCUAAUUUUAUCAUAUUGAUUUCCUUUCCAACUUACAAAAAUGGGCAUUUUCAAAUACUAUUCCUAAACGGCUGAAAUUUCUCGCCAUUGCUUUGCUCCAACAUUUCCUUCUUAGACACUUUAGGUGAAAUGAACAAGUCUGAAGAAAUCGUCUUUAAUGUAACAAAAACGUUGAUCUCGAAUAUCAGCCAGGCAGCAAAGCCCAUAUAUGAAUUGAUCUGUCUAAGCUUUCAGCUCCUCCGGUUCAGCUUGUAUCCCAUGACUGAUCCCCAGAGCCACUAGAACUGCAGUGCUGUCUCCCAGUUAUAAAGUGACCCUAUUGUCAAAUGUGUGCAUAAAACCUAUUUAGAUGCUGUGGAAAGAGUAUGCUUAUGAGUGUGCUUAUCAUAAGCCAUUACCCAGGAUCUCAUGCCAGUCACUCAGUAGAGGAUACUGAUACUACCAGGCACGCCCUGUUGGCAGCAGCUUCACAGUAGCAUUAGCGUUAGCAUUAGAUUAAUCAAGUUCAGCAAGGUUACUGAGUGGAAUUUUGGCAUGUCCUGCCUGAUGCUAAUGAUUUCUGUAAGUGGUUGGGAUUUGAGAUUGUCAGAGGCGUCACACUUUUUUGGGAAGAGGUGCAUUUGUAUUUGCCCGUUGUAAGUAAGAUCAGGUGGUUGAUAUUAAUACUUUAUUGACAGUCAUGCUAGUUUUUCUGAGCAACAUGUUACACAACAUGACAGACUCCUAGUCUAUAUUAAGUUGGCUUGGACAGUAAAACUGUAGACAGUGAUUAGCUCACAGCAACUACUCAGACGAAUAUAAGUGGUGAAUACACACCUCUUAUUAUCCUUCAAGACUCCACCGAGGAAAAUAUGAUACCUCGAGGAAAUGGCUGAGAUUGCAUUAUAAAGGCCAGCACUAAGUUUCUCCACACUUUCCGGGUGCUAGAUCUAUCUAAGUGCUGCGGCAACGAGCGAAACUUACGUCUGCUUGCCAGGGGAUAGGAUUUCAUCUCUGUGCCUCGCAGAUGUUUGCCUGCGUCCCAGGAGAAAUGGGAGCAGCAAAGGGGCAAAAAAUAUGACAGUACCCAUCGAGUCUAUCUCCAAGAGACAAGAGUAAGGAGGAAAGGAGAGCGAGAGAGAAAGAGAUAGAGGGGGGAACCAGGAGGAUCUAGUAAUGGCUGCUUCUGUGGGCUCUUAAAGGAGCUCUCGAGCCCUCCCCUGACGCCCCUCGAAAACAGGAAGAGGAAGACGGUGCUGAGAGCUCCCGCGUCUCAGUCUCCGGCUCAGGAUGGAUCCCUUGUGGUGCCCUCGCUGCACGUCAUUGAGCUUCCCGAGCACUUUCAUCCGCCCGUCUCAUCCCGAGGCAGACCUAGGCUUCUGGAGCACAGAGCGAGAGCAGAGCACAUGAGGUCUAAGAGAAGCUGAGUGAAAAGUUGACCAUAACGCCAUUUCAGAAUGGAGGAUUGAAAGAUAGGGAGAAGUGUGAUGGUGAGACUUACAAUCACUAGGGUGGAGUAAGGACGAAACAUGGUGUAGCCGAGUUAAUUAGUCAGUCAUCGAAGAGUUUAGCAAGGUGAGCCGAGGGCCGAGGCAGCAUGGACUGGAAGCUCUGUCAUGUGGGGAGAUGGAACUUCAUCAACCUGCUGUGGCUUUGAGUUCCUCUGGAGCUGCUGGGGAGGCCAGAACCGACUAAACAGGAGGGUACAGCCAGAGACAGGUAGACCGGAGGCUUUCCCUCACCCACAGAGAUUGCAGGCCGAAAGCACUCGCCUGGGGCCCAACCCCAACUUUUCUCAGAAAUGUGGAACGGGAACUGGAACCUUACCUCAACUCGACCCACCGGUUAAACAGGUGGUGGUGACCAAUGGCAAACUUCCCCACCAAUCUGAUGGCACCUUACCCAACAUUGUCAAACAGUUGGUGCAGAAUGUUCAACAGAGUCAGGAGGAGCGAGAGCGGCCACGGCCGCAGUUCCCAGCUCGGUUCGGUUCCUCUGUGGACAACAUCUCCGAAUCUCUAACCAGAAGCAUCAUUAACAAGUUUGAGAAGAUCAGGACUUACGAGGGACAGCGGCUUCCAAUGUCACCGACAGCUGCGCUGAAGCACUUUCAGAGCCAGCUCACAGAAUAUGAGCAGGAGGAGAUUAUGGACUACACUGAGAUCUGGUACCUGGGCUUAGACACUAAGAAGAUCCAGGGCUGUCAGGGAUCAGCACAGAAUUCAGGCUACGAUGACGAACAUGGUAGUUACCUAAAGGUUCUUCAUGACCAUAUCGCAUACCGCUACGAGGUCCUGGAAGUAAUUGGGAAGGGAUCUUUUGGACAGGUCCUCAAAUGUCUCGAUCAUAAGACCAAUGAGAUGGUGGCUAUCAAGAUCAUUCGCAACAAGAAAAGAUUUCACCAACAGGCACUUGUUGAGCUGAAGAUCCUGGACGCACUGCGGCGGAGAGACAGAGACAACUGCCACAACGUGAUCCAUAUGAAGGAGUAUUUUUACUUCCGCAACCACCUCUGCAUCUCCUUUGAGCUUCUGGGAGCAAACCUGUACGAACUGAUCAAGAAGAACAACUUCCAGGGCUUCAGUCUCGUACUGAUCCGACGCUUCGCACACUCUUUGCUCAAGUGCCUGCAGAUGCUCCACAGGGAGAAGAUCAUCCACUGCGACCUUAAACCGGAGAACAUUUUGCUAUCCCAGCGAGGACAAGGAAAUAUCAAGGUGGUGGACUUUGGAUCAAGCUGCUAUGAGCAACAGAGAGUGUACACUUACAUCCAGAGUCGCUUCUACCGCUCUCCGGAGGUGAUCCUGGGCCACCCGUACAGCAUGGCCAUAGACAUGUGGAGCCUGGGCUGCAUCCUGGCUGAGCUUUACACAGGAUACCCUCUUUUCCCUGGGGAGAGCGAAGUCGAGCAGAUCGCCUGCAUAAUGGAGGUGAUGGGUUUACCUCCGACCGAAUUCAUCCAGACUGCAUCCAGGAGGAGGUUAUUUUUUGAUUCGAAAGGAAAUCCACGAAAUGUCACGAACAGCAAGGGGAAAAAACGCAGACCCAGCUCUAAGGACCUUGGCAGUGUACUGAAGACUAACGACCAUCUGUUUUUAGACUUUAUUAGACGCUGCUUUGAGUGGGACCCCGUAAAGCGCAUGACUCCGGAUGAGGGUAUGCAGCACGAGUGGAUCCACGAGGGCCGUCUUAACAGGCUCCGCCCUAAAACGAGAACAAUCAGGAAACCUGGGGAGAACAAUGCCAACUAUGAGUUCAGCUACCGCAGGACAACCUUGAACAAGCUCGCAGAAAAGUCCGGCGGAGAAGACAGACUCCUGAGAAGAGAAACCUCAGCGAAAGGAGGUAAAAGAGAGACCGCAGAGCGUCUGCGGCCAAUAGGGGCUUCAGCGGAGGAAGAAACCAGCGAGGGAGUCGGCAACACUGCGGACAGCAAAGACAGCGGAGACAGCAAACCAGAGAGCCAUCCACCGGCCAGCUCGGAGAGAAAAUCGGGCAGCGGUGAGCGCUCCGUCGAAAUCAUCAUCCAACAUCAGUCUCAGUCGGCAUCGAGCACAGACUCGGAGGAUCAGGAGCCUCACAUUUUACCACCUAUCCUUUAACUUUAUUAUUUUCAGAGAAUUCAGAAGUUUGGUCAGUAAUACCAUGCGCAGAAGGUGUGCUAAGAGCACUGGUAUAAAUAUUAGAGACCUAGAUAGGUAACAGCUAUCCGCUUGGAUAGAUUUUUUUUCCCUGAGUAAAGACAUCUUUUUUGAAGAUGUAUGACAGAAUCAAAAGUACUAAUGGUAUAUUUUCUGUCUUUUAAAUUUGAUAAGUUUCCCAGCUGAAGGCUAGUUUGUAAUGAAAGAUAAUUAAAAGUAUAUAAACAUAUAUUACAUUUAAAAAAAAAUCAAUAUAUGAAUAUAAACACUUUCCACUCACUUCGUAUGUAAUGCUGAACAUGUAAUGACAAGUAGGUUACAGUUUGCUAGCUAGCUAGUGAUUAAUAUAUAUAUAUAUAUAUAUAUAUAUAUAUAUAUAUAUAUA
This is a messenger RNA of Silurus meridionalis, 4263 nucleotides long. It is a transcript of the gene dyrk4, whose product is annotated as dual-specificity tyrosine-(Y)-phosphorylation regulated kinase 4. Gene Ontology annotation, molecular function: protein serine/threonine kinase activity; ATP binding; protein serine/threonine/tyrosine kinase activity. NCBI's taxonomy places the organism in Eukaryota, Metazoa, Chordata, Actinopteri, Siluriformes, Siluridae. The record is from RefSeq and is a predicted model, not a curated record. The transcript has 14 exons. Gene Ontology annotation, biological process: peptidyl-threonine phosphorylation; peptidyl-serine phosphorylation. The coding region runs from base 1854 to 3839 and encodes 661 amino acids. Gene Ontology annotation, cellular component: nucleus.